CUCCUAUGUACCACCAGACAUUUGUGAUCACUGGGCAGAAGUCCUGCAUCAUCGCCCUGACUCUACUCUUAAAGAACUCCGUGACAUAUCAGCUGAGCGUUACCUGACAGCUCAGUAUCAUCCCUCAACUAUCCAGUUCAUUGCCGAAAAGGGCCUGCGGAAGUUCAGCAAGGUUCAGGGAGCCUAUAGGUCGUUGGUGGAAAACGGGAAGGCUGGCCUGAGCGUUGACAUGUUCGUGAGGCAGAUCGAGAGCCUACGGUAUAGUCCCUCCCAGCUGUCAGCAAGCUUCUCCUCAGUGAUCGAGAGCCUCGGGAGACUCGGUACAUCGCUCCAGACUAGCAGUGACCUCGAGAGAGUUCGGGAAGCUGAGAA
Messenger RNA from Perkinsus marinus ATCC 50983, 372 nucleotides. RefSeq lists its product as hypothetical. The record is from RefSeq and is a predicted model, not a curated record. NCBI's taxonomy places the organism in Eukaryota, Perkinsozoa, Perkinsida, Perkinsidae. The annotation marks the transcript as partial. The transcript has a single exon.